GCGGGUCAGCUGACACCAGCAGAACCAGGAAGCGACUGGAGAGAAUUAUUAUACGUUAUAAUUUACUCACCGCAUGUCGGCGAUCAUUACUUCAUAUCUGGAAUAUUAAGAAAUCUGGCGUCUCUGUCCGCCGUGUGAAGAUCAGUCAGGGACAUGUUUGCAGCAGACGACGAGGACGGAGACUUUCUGUCUCCCACUGGAGGAGCAAAGUUAGCCUCUCUCUUUGGACUGGAUCAGGCAGCAAGCCAGGGGAACGAGUCUUUCCAGUACACGGCACCCAAACAGCCCCGCAAGAGCUCUGGUAACUCAGGACCCCAAUCCCAAAAGUCUGCACCUCCUCCAAACUCUCCUGCUGUUCUCUUUGCUACUGCAGUACAUGCCUACAGAUAUGUUAACGGACAAUAUGUUAAGCAAGGCAAGCUUGGAGCUGCAGUCCUUGGAAAUAAUACAACUAAAGAGUACAAGAUCCUGCUGUAUGUCAGUCAACAGAAGCAGGUGACGGCUGCCAGGAUCCACAGCGGCUUCAUCCUCACUGUCCAGCCCAGUAACUACUGCACAUUUUACGAUGAUCAGAGACAGAAUUGGUCGCUGAUGUUCGAAUCAGAGAAAGCGGCUACAGAUUUCUGUAAAGAGGUUUGUCUUGCCAAAGUGAACUGCAGCGGUACGUUAGACUCGGUCGUGAUCCAGGAUCUUGUUCUCAGUGAGGGUCAGGCUGUGGAGAACGGAGACUCUUUAGAAGUGGCCUACACUGGCUGGCUCCUACAAAACAACACCAUUGGACAGAUGUUUGACUCGAAUCUGAAUAAAGACAAACUGCUGAGAUUGAAGCUCGGGGCUGGGAAAGUCAUUAAGGGUUGGGAGGAGGGCAUGUUGAACAUGCGCAAAGGUGGAAAGCGGCUUAUGGUGAUUCCCCCCAGUCUCGCGUACGGGUCGCAAGGCGUUGCCAAUCGCGUCCCACCUGACAGCACGCUGGUCUUUGAAGCAGAGAUCCGUCGGGUUAAGUUUGCAAAGGAUGGAAGUUCGAGAGAUUCGGCGGCUCCGUCUCCUGCUCCCAGCGUGGAGAGUCUGACCCCUUCUGAGCUCAGCCAGCCCCUCAGCACUGCCCCAACCAGCAAACCCAGUGAACCACCUCUUCGAGCAAAAUCAAACUCCCUCAGUGAGCAGCUCAGUAAUCCUGAUGCCACUAAAGCUAAACUGAUCUCACGCAUGGCAAAAAUGGGCCAGCCAAUGCUGCCCUUCAUCACCGGCCCGGCUUCAUCCCCCUCACAGCCAGACUCUAGUGACUCAGAACUUGAGGACCCCAGUGUAUCCAGACUCAAGGAACGUAGCAGUGCACCAUCACCACAGCCUGUACACAUCUCCUCCGGCCCGCCACCUUCAGUGCAAGCUUCAGCUCUUCUACCUGUUACCAUGGCAACAGCCAAUCCACAGCCCAUGAUGCCGGGAGCCAUACAUGCCUUUCAGCCUGUAAGCCAGAUGUACCCCACACAGACUGUGCCUUACCAAGGAACUAGUGAUGUCACAUCCUUCUUGAUGACAGAGGCUCGACAACACAACACUGAAAUCCGAUUGGCUGUUGGGAAAGUGGCAGACAAAUUGGACCACUUGUCCUCAAAGAUUGAGGACCUACAAAAGCAAGGCAGCGUUUCGUUGGGCUUAUCAAACGUAUCGAUGGAAACAGCAAUGAUCAUGCACAACAUUCAGAGAAUAAUACAGGAGAAUGAAUGUCUGAAGAAAGAGGUGUUUGAGAAGAGUUCACGCAUUGAGGAGCAGAACCGCAAGAUCGGCGAGCUCAUCAAUCAGAAUCAGAGGUAUGUGGAGCAGAGUAAUCUGAUGAUGGAGCAGAGAAACGACUCUCUGAAGAACAGCAGUGAACAGAAUCAGGCCAGAAUACUGCAGGCAGAACAAGACAAGCAUGCACUGCCACAGGAAUUGAGUUGGGAUCAGGCGCGUUUGACAGAGGAGUUGGCGUCGUCUACUGCACGCGUGUCGGAGCUGCAGCUGGAGUUGAGCUCUCAGCAGCAGAAGGCCGCAGCACUGCAGACCAAACUCAACUCAGCCCUGCAGGACAGUCAGCAGCACAGCACACACAUCACAACACUGGAGGCUCAGAUACUGGAGCUGAAGGAGACAGCAGACAGAGUACAGAAUCAAUACAAGAUGGAGAAACAGAAACGAAAGGAAGUGGAGAUCAAACUCAACAACAUGGAGGAAGAGCUACAAGACAUGAAAACAGAGAAAGACAGUCUGGAACGAACUCUCUCUGAGAGGAAGAGGAAGUGGCAGUUGGAGAGACAGCGCUGCGACGAGGAACUGGAAGAGGUGAGGAGGGCAGGCCAGCAGGAGUUAGACAACCUCAGGAGCCAACUACGUAAAGCCAGAACAAGCACCGACCAAGCUGCAGCUGAACAGCUGUCUCAGCUGCAGGCUGAUCUGGAGCAGGAGUGGCAGGUGAAGUGUGAUCAGGCUCUGGCAGCGGCACGUGAACAGCAGAGGAGAGACAUGACUGAACUCACAGAGCACAGAGACUCACUACAGCUCAAACUCACACAGCUACAAGACAAGUUUAAUACACUCAAACAGUCCCGUGAAUCAGAGGAACAGCUUUUACUACAGCAGCAGGACCAGAAAGAAGAGCUGCAGGCCUUGAGAGAAAAGUGCUCUGCGCUGGAGCAAAGAGCGGCGUUGCUGAAGCAGCAGGGGGAGACGCGAGUUUCGGAGCUGGAGAAGAAACUGACGGAGCAGCAGCAGCCAACAGACACAGCAGAAGAGGUGAAGCGUGUGAUGAAUGGAGUGUUUCAGUCUCUCAGAGGGGAGUUUGAUCUGAAUGAGACCUACACAGGAAGUGCCGUACUCCGAGUGCUGGUCAGCACUAUAAAGAAUGUCACACUGCAGCUGCUCACCAAAAAGCAAAGAUCUUCAUCUGAACACAGUGAAAAAGAAGAAGAAGAAGAAGAAGAGGAGGAGAAUGAGGAGGAGAGAGAGACUGACGCACAGCCUUCACGUGAAGUGCAUAUAAACGGACAGAGAGAGGAAGAGGAGCAGAGAGAGACGGAUUCUGCAGGGCAGGAUGAAGAUGGACAGUUGCAAGUGGAAAAGAAAGAUGUUUCGGUAGCAGAGGAGAAGAAAGAAGAAACGGAGGAAUUCGAAAGUGAGGAAGACAGGAGUGAACAGCAAGUUGUAGAAGAAAAGAGCGAAGAGAAAGUUGUGGAAGAGAAGGAAGUGGAAGUUACAGAACACCGUGUGAAAGAUCAGGAGAUCAGUGAGAGCGGCACAGAAACUAAACGUGAAGAAAAGACUGAAAGCGCAGAAACUAAACACGAAGACGAGGCUGAAAGUGUCAUCACAUCCAAACAGGAUGUGACCACAGAGCCACCUGAGGAUGUUAAUCCUACACGGGAAGUGAGGGUAAUUGAUGAGAGCGUUACAGGGCCUUUAGAUGAACCAGAAAGCACAUAUACGACAUUAGGUGGACCUCCCAAGAACCCACCACCACCUCCUCCCGCUCUACAGGACGAGACCAGCGAUACAUCUGCGCCGCUCUCCAGAUGACCCUGCAUAGACAGCAAUGCAACUGACACGUUCAAGACCCAGAAAGGUAGCAAGGACAUCAUUGAAAUAGUCCAUUUGAUAUCAGUGGUUUAACCGUGAUGUUAUAUAGCUACAAUAAUACUUUUUGUGUGCAAAAAAAAACAAAUAUAACGACUUCAAUUCAACAAUUUCUUCUCUUCUGUGUCACAAGAGUACAACAACGCAUGUGUGUGAUGCUGCAGGGUCAGAAAGCUCUCAGAUUUAAUCAGAAAUAUCUUAAUUUGUGUUCUGAAGAUGAACGAAGGUCUUACAGGUUUGGAACGACAUGAGGGACAUGAGGCUCGUUUUGGAUGAGCUAUCCCUUUAAGAAGGCUUGAAAUAUAAUGCACUAAUCUUAUAAACCACUUUAUGGUAUGUUAUUUGUCAUGUUUGUAGCUAGACAGCAUCUGUUUUUAUUUAUGAUUGUGUGAAAAAGCAGCAGGAACAUUCUUCACAAUUUCCACUUUUCUGUGUUUCACUGAAGAAAGUAAAUCAGACAGGUUUAGAUUGAAAUCAGGGUGAGUAAAUGACUGAAUUUCAUUUCACGGUGAAACAUGUCUUACAUUUAUGUAAUGGAUCAUUAUCUCACGUGAAACCGUCAGAAAUUAGAUUUCACAGCUAGUUUUGCGAAUAAUUAAAUUUGUUUGUUGACGUCCCAUUGCUGCAGUUGAUCUAAUUUAAUCAUUUUUAUGAUUGUUGGUAAACCUCAGAAAUCUCCUUAUGACUGUAUAACACUGUAAAUUAACUUAUCCGUAUCAACUAACACAACCCAUGCUUUAACCCUCACUGUGAGCAUGUGUCAUCUCUGUCUCAUCUGUGCUCAUCCUGCUA
Labeo rohita (rohu) is the source of this 4401-nucleotide messenger RNA. RefSeq names its product FKBP prolyl isomerase family member 15b (gene fkbp15b). Lineage: Eukaryota; Metazoa; Chordata; Actinopteri; Cypriniformes; Cyprinidae. Bases 154 to 3552 code for a protein of 1132 amino acids. Gene Ontology annotation, molecular function: peptidyl-prolyl cis-trans isomerase activity. The transcript is spliced from 29 exons. The record is from RefSeq and is a predicted model, not a curated record. Gene Ontology annotation, cellular component: growth cone.